This is a messenger RNA of Aspergillus wentii DTO 134E9, 1839 nucleotides long. RefSeq names its product GMC family oxidoreductase. The record is from RefSeq and is a predicted model, not a curated record. Gene Ontology annotation, biological process: secondary metabolite biosynthetic process. Lineage: Eukaryota; Fungi; Ascomycota; Eurotiomycetes; Eurotiales; Aspergillaceae. The transcript has 5 exons. The coding region runs from base 1 to 1839 and encodes 612 amino acids. Gene Ontology annotation, molecular function: flavin adenine dinucleotide binding; oxidoreductase activity, acting on CH-OH group of donors.
AUGUUGAGAGCGUUGACACUUUCUCUCGCCUUUCAGUCUCUGGCUCUAGGGGCCGUGACUGGCUCUGGUUCUCCUGGUGGUGAAGACCCCAUCUCCCAUCUCGACCGUCGCGAUGAGACAUUCGACUACAUCGUCGUUGGUGGUGGCACCGGAGGAAAUGUAAUGGCCACACGCCUCGCCCAGCAGUCCUUCAAGGUGGCGCUGGUCGAAGCGGGCGGGACUUAUGAGUUUGAAUCCGUCGCUGCCGUCCCUGCUGCGGACGUGCUGCCUGUUGGAUCAGACCCUGAGACCAAAGCUGGCAUCGACUGGGGAUUCGUCACCGAGGGACAACCGGGUGCGAGUAACCGGGCGAUCCACUAUGCGCGGGGAAAGUGUCUGGGUGGAUCCUCGGCUCUCAACUUUAUGAUCUACCAACGACCCACGAAAGAAUCCAUGUCACAAUGGGCCAAAGAAGUCGACGAUGACAGCUACGAGUUCGACCAGACCCUGCCCUACUACAAGAAGAGCGUCCACUUCACGCCCCCCGACACCAAGCUGCGGUUCCAGAAUGCGACAACCGGAUACGACGAGAGCGCCUUCGACCCCAAGGGCGGACCGCUCGAAGUGUCCUACUCCAACUACGCGAUGCCCUUCUCCACCUGGAUGCGAAAGGGGAUGAACGCGAUUGGUAUCAAGGACAAGGAGGAUUUCAACUCGGGUGAGCUGAUGGGGGCACAGUUCUGCUCAUCGACGAUCAACCCGAAGGACGAGACAAGGAGUAGUUCGCAGUCGUCAUUUUUGAUUGAUAUCAAGCCGGACAGUUUGAAGACAUACACGAACACGCUGGCGAAGAAGAUCAUCUUCGAGGGGAAGAAGGCGACGGGCGUGGAGGUGCAGAGUGGAUGGAGUAGCUUCACUCUAACAGCGUCCAAGGAGGUGAUCGUCUCUGCGGGUGCCUUCCAGUCUCCGCAGCUGCUGAUGGUGUCUGGUGUUGGUCCGGCCGAUGUGCUCAAGGAGCAGAACAUUGAGGUCGUGAAUAACCUCCCUGGGGUUGGCCAGAAUCUGUGGGAUCAUCCGUUCUUUGCGCCUUCGUAUCGGGUGCAGGUGCCGACUCUCACCACCACCGCCACGAAUCUCCUUGCUGCGGCUGGCCAGUUCCUCAGCUCUGUCACCACCAAGUCUGGUCCUCUCACGAACCCUGUUGCUGAUUAUCUUGCCUGGGAGAAGAUCCCAGAUUCGCUUCGCUCUGCCUUUUCCCAACAGACCAAGACUGACCUGGCCAAGUUCGCCGACGACUGGCCUGAAGCUGAGUACAUCUCCGGCGCAGGAUACAUCGGCAACUUCUCCAACCUCCUCCCGACCCAGCCCAAAGAUGGCUACCAAUACGCUUCCAUCCUCGGCGUCCUCGUCGCGCCUCUAUCCCGUGGCAACGUCACCCUCAAAUCCUCCGACACCAAUGACCUCCCCAUCAUCAACCUCAAUUGGCUCAGCGACAAGGCAGACCAGGAAAUGGCCGUGGCGAUGUUCAAGCGCAUCCGCUCUGCCUUCCAGAGCAAGGAGAUGGCCCCCGUCGUCAUCGGCGAGGAGUACUAUCCCGGCACGAAGACGCAGUCCGAUCAGGAGAUUCUUGAGUUCAUCAAGGAUAACAUCAUGACGCUGUGGCAUGCGGGGUGUACGUGUAAGAUGGGCAAGAAGGGAGACGAGAUGGCGGUUGUUGAUAGCCAGGCGAAGGUGUUUGGGGUGGAGGGGUUGAGGGUUGUCGAUGCGAGUGCGUUUCCUUUCUUGCCGCCGGGACAUCCUCAGUCGACAGUUUAUAUGCUGGCGGAGAAGAUUGCAGAUGAGAUUAUCAAGGGCAACUAA